AUGGCGAAGGCCAUGAAGCCGGACAGAGGCUACGAGAUGGGGACUAAAGAACUGGACAGAAACCAAGCAGGACUACAAAACGGGCGCCGGUUACCCGCAGCACUCGCCUCAGCCGAAACAGCCUCCUCCGCUGUCGAGCUCGACGACGGCCGCCUCUGCCUGAGAUCGGAAAACCAAGGUCGACAACAUCUUCGAUCCGCCACUUUGCCGUCGUCCCGUCGAUGUAAGAUGGACAUGAAUUCAGCCGUGAAGUACCUCGUCGGGACUUGUCCCACCACCGCCCGCCGCCGACCCGCUAGUUUAGGAGCAGAUGGGCUCUGUUUCAUCCGCCUGAGAAUUGCAGACGUCCAUUUAUCGCCUCCGUCCCGUUCGCGACAUUCGACCGCCGCUGCCACCUCGUUCGCGACAUCCAACCGCCGCUGCCGCCCAGAUCUGCCAUCUUACCACCGUCGCUGUCUCGUCCCACCAUCCGACUGCCGCAGCCAGUCCUCUCCAUCACCGCCGACCACCGUUAUAGGUGCGGAAGAUCAACAAAUCGCGAUAGGUGCGGAGGAAGGGGGCCGCGUCGGAGUAAUUGGCGAUCUCCGACUGAUGGCGGCGACGGGCUGA
Molecule: messenger RNA, 609 nt
Organism: Striga asiatica
Lineage: Eukaryota; Viridiplantae; Streptophyta; Magnoliopsida; Lamiales; Orobanchaceae
Source: the annotation of a GenBank genome assembly